Molecule: messenger RNA, 516 nt
Organism: Mangifera indica (mango)
Lineage: Eukaryota; Viridiplantae; Streptophyta; Magnoliopsida; Sapindales; Anacardiaceae
Product: protein CHUP1, chloroplastic-like
Exons: 2
Coding region: 1-516 (171 amino acids)
Biological process (GO): chloroplast organization
Cellular component (GO): chloroplast outer membrane
Source: RefSeq, a predicted model, not a curated record
AUGCCAAUGCCAGUACUAGCACCAGCACCCCCACCGCCUCCAUUGCUGUCUAAACUGCUAGGUGAGGCUAAGCAGUGCGGGGUGUGGCAGAAGUUGUUGAGUUGUGUCGCUCGCUUGCUUGCAAAGAAAGAUGCCCACAUGGACAACAAAACCAAUUCUAUAGCAGCUCCUGUAGCGUCUUUCAAUGAGAACAUGAUUGGAGAGAUUGAGAACCGCUCAAGCUGUCUUUCAGCUUUCAUAAAUUUUUUGAUUAAAGAGGUUGAAUCACCUGGCUUUUCAGAGAUACCAGAUGUGGAAACAUUUGUUAAACGGCUAGAUGGGGAGCUAUUAUACUUGGUUGAUGAAAGGGCAGUGUUGAAGCACUUCCUACAAUGGCCAGAGCGAAGAGCAGAUGCUUUAAGAGAAGCUGCUUUCAGUUACAGGGACUUGAAGAACCUUGAAAUCGAGGUUUUAUCAUUUGAGGACAACCGCGAAGAGUCUUUGGCUAAGGCAACAAGAAGGGUGCAAGAAUGUUGA